Cuscuta campestris is the source of this 789-nucleotide messenger RNA. Lineage: Eukaryota; Viridiplantae; Streptophyta; Magnoliopsida; Solanales; Convolvulaceae. The record is from the annotation of a GenBank genome assembly.
GCUAAACCUUUUUUCUUGAGGGGUAAGAAAACAUGCCUAUUAAAAUAAAAAUCGACCGAUGAAGAGUCCAGAGGACUCCAGCCAGACUCAACAUUGCUUCUCUCUCUCUCUCUUUCUCUCGGGUUUUCAGGAGGUUUUGAGUUAAGAAGCCAUGGGAUCUGUUAUUUCUUCGAUCGUUUCUGAAAAUCCCAAAUCCUCUUCUGCCUCGUCAAACCCGACGACCCUGAUCCCAAAACCCCCCGAAGCAAAUCAAUCUUCAGUUCCCAAAUCCCCCGAAACAGAUCAAUCCUCAGUUCCCAAAUCCCCCGAAACAGAUCAAUCCUCAGUUCCCAAAUCCCCCGAAACAGAUCAAUCUACGGAACCAGGGAAGCAAGAGUCUGAAGAAGAAGAAGAAGAAGAAAAAGGAGAGUGUGGGUUUUGUGUUUUCAUGAAGGGAGGCGAGUGCAAAGAUGCGUUCACGAAUUGGCAAGAUUGCAUCAAGGAACUUGAAACUGAAAAUACAGACAUCGUUAAAAAGUGCUUUGAUGAGACUUCGUCUUUGAUGAAGUGCAUCAAGGAGCAUCCCGAUUAUUAUGGACCGAUUUUGAGAGCCGAGAAGGAACUGGAGAAAGAUGCCAAGGACUCCGAACGUAUGGAAAAAGAAAUGGCUGAUGAUUUCAAGGAUCCCGAGACGACUGCCCAAUCAGAUGGUUAGAAAAUUGUUGAUUUUUUUUGUUGUUCUAAAUUGAUAGAGGUCUCCGAGUCACCUAGUUACUUCAGACAAUGUGAUUGAUAAUUGGGUUAACUUUG